This is a messenger RNA of Psilocybe cubensis, 5301 nucleotides long. RefSeq lists its product as uncharacterized. Gene Ontology annotation, molecular function: 1,3-beta-D-glucan synthase activity. Gene Ontology annotation, cellular component: plasma membrane; 1,3-beta-D-glucan synthase complex. Lineage: Eukaryota; Fungi; Basidiomycota; Agaricomycetes; Agaricales; Agrocybaceae. The transcript has 9 exons. The record is from RefSeq and is a predicted model, not a curated record. Gene Ontology annotation, biological process: fungal-type cell wall polysaccharide biosynthetic process; (1->3)-beta-D-glucan biosynthetic process. The coding region runs from base 1 to 5301 and encodes 1766 amino acids.
AUGCCGCCUGCUGCCUUCCCUAGGCCCCAGGAUUCCCGCAAUAACCCCUUUGCUCCCAACCAGCUCCCCCAGCCUCGUCCUUACAACCCUCCUCAGCCUUAUGCUCCCGCCUUUCCCCACCCCCGCCGCGACGACGAUGAGGCUUCAGAGAUCGGCGAACACUAUGACAUGAACUCGAGCACUACCAGGCUCGCUGGCGCUCCCGCUUUUUAUGACCAAUCAGGCGAUGCGAGUUCUUCAGAGAUGUUCGGUCGUCCCUACGACCCCUCCGUUGAUUCACACUCUAGUAUACCCAGUAUAUCCCCCUUUGCUGAUCCCGGCCUCGCCUCUUCAGAGCACUAUCCUGCCUGGUCUGCAGACCGUCAGAUACCCAUGUCAACCGAGGAAAUAGAAGACAUCUUUUUGGACCUCACUCAAAAGUUUGGCUUCCAGAGAGACUCCAUGCGGAACAUGUUUGAUUUUACUAUGCACCUCCUCGACUCUAGGGCCUCCCGCAUGACCCCCAAUCAGGCCCUUCUUACCCUCCAUGCAGACUACAUUGGUGGUCAGAAUGCCAACUACCGCAAGUGGUACUUUGCUGCCCAGCUCAAUCUCGAUGACGCCGUCGGUCAGUCUCAGAACCCAGGCCUCCAGCGUCUCAAGAGCGUCAAGGGCGGUAAGAACGCUGGUCCAAAGUCCCUCGACUCCGCCACUAACCGUUGGCGAAAUGCCAUGAACAACAUGAGCCAAUACGACCGUCUUCGCCAGAUAGCCCUUUACCUUCUCUGUUGGGGUGAAGCUGGCAAUGUCCGUUUUGUACCAGAAACCCUCUGUUUCAUCUUCAAGUGCGCCGACGACUACUAUCGCAGUCCCGAAUGCCAAAACAAGAUGGAACCUGUGCCCGAAGGCUUGUAUCUCGAAACUAUUAUUAAACCCCUGUACCGCUUCAUGAGAGACCAGGGAUACGAGGUCGUCGAUGGCAAAUUCGUUCGCAGGGAAAAGGACCAUGCGCAAAUCAUCGGUUACGACGAUAUUAAUCAGCUUUUCUGGUACCCCGAGGGACUAGCAAAAAUUGUCAUUCGAGGUGGCCAACGACUUGUAGACAUCCCUCCUGCCCAAAGAUUUAUGAAGCUCAGUCAGAUUGACUGGGAGAAAGUCUUCUUCAAGACCUAUUUUGAGAAACGAUCUAUUGCUCAUCUCCUCGUCAAUUUCAACCGUAUAUGGAUUCUUCACAUCUCGGUAUACUACUUUUACACUGCCUUACACUCCCCCAAGGUAUAUGCUCCUCGUCUAAAGAAUUUUCCUUCUGCACCCAUGACAUGGUCUGCUGUCGCGCUCGGUGGUGCCGUCUCUACGGUCAUAAUGAUCCUUGCUACUCUCGCUGAAUUUUCGUACAUCCCAACUACAUGGAACAACGCUUCGCAUCUUACGACACGUCUAAUUUUCCUCCUCGUUAUUCUCGCUAUAACCGCCGGUCCCACCAUCUACAUCGCUAUGGUUGACGAUUUGCCCAAUAAAACGCAAAUCCCUCUCAUCAUCGGUAUCGUCCAAUUUGGUAUCUCAGUCGCUGUCACUAUUGCUUUUGGUAUCAUCCCCUCCGGAAGGAUGUUUGGUGACCGUGUAGCUGGUAAAUCACGCAAGUAUAUGGCCUCGCAAACUUUUACGGCUUCUUACCCAGCUCUGCCCCGCAAUGCUCGCAUUGCCUCCAUCACCCUGUGGAUUUUGAUUUUCACCUGCAAGUUUAUUGAGUCCUACUUUUUCUUGUCAGCGUCCUUCAGCAGUCCUAUCGCAGUCAUGGCGAGGACAAAGGUGCAAGGAUGCAGCGACAAGAUCUUUGGUAAUGUGCUCUGCACGAAUCAGGUCCCUUUCACACUCGCCAUCAUGUACGUCAUGGACCUGGUUCUCUUCUUCCUCGACACGUACCUGUGGUACAUCAUCUGGAUCAUGGUCUUCAGUAUCGGGCGCUCAUUCGCUUUGGGUCUCUCCAUUUGGACACCGUGGAAGGACAUCUAUACGCGAUUGCCGAAGAGGAUCUACGCCAAGCUUUUGGCAACUGCCGAGAUGGAGAUCAAGUAUAAGCCCAAGGUUCUCGUCUCGCAGAUUUGGAAUGCGGUGAUCAUUUCGAUGUAUCGCGAGCAUUUGCUCUCGAUUGACCAUGUACAGAGGCUUUUGUAUCAUCAGGUUGAUGGACCUGAUGGGAGGAGGACGCUCCGCGCCCCACCGUUCUUCACGAACCAGGAAGGGGCUGGGUACAAGGGCAACUUCUUCCCCGCGGGUGGUGAGGCCGAGCGCAGAAUUUCGUUCUUUGCGUCGUCUUUGACUACGGCACUGCCUGAGCCUCUGCCAGUCGACGCAAUGCCUACGUUCACGGUUCUGAUUCCCCAUUACUCGGAAAAGAUUUUGCUUAGUCUUCGCGAGAUUAUCAGGGAAGAGGACCACAACACCCGUGUGACACUUUUGGAGUACCUCAAGCAGCUUCACCCUGUGGAAUGGGACAACUUUGUCAAGGACACCAAGAUCCUCGCGGAGGAGUCGGAAGCCGCAGACGGAACGUCGACCCAGCACAGCGAAAAGGCCAGCAAGGCGGACGACCUGCCGUUCUACUGCAUUGGAUUCAAGACUUCGUCUCCCGAGUAUACGUUGCGCACGCGUAUCUGGGCUUCUCUCCGUGCCCAGACGCUGUACAGGACCGUGUCAGGUAUGAUGAACUAUAGCAAGGCGAUCAAGUUGUUGUACCGUGUCGAGAACCCGGAUAUCGUGCACAACUUUGGCGGUAACACUGAGAGACUUGAGCGUGAGCUCGAACGGAUGGCAAGGCGCAAGUUUAAGAUGACGAUUGCGAUGCAGCGGUUCGCCAAGUUUAAUAAAGAGGAACAGGAGAAUGCCGAGUUUUUGCUACGCGCGUAUCCGGACUUGCAGAUCGCGUAUCUGGAUGAGGAGCCGAGCGAGAAGAAGGGUGGGGAGGCGCGGUUGUUCUCUGCACUUAUUGACGGACAUUCGGAGCUGGACGAGAAGACAGGCAAGCGGAAACCCAAGUUCAAGGUCGAGCUGCCCGGUAACCCCAUUCUUGGAGACGGAAAGUCGGAUAACCAGAACCAUGCAAUGAUCUUCUACCGUGGAGAAUACCUCCAGCUCAUUGAUGCUAACCAGGACAACUACCUUGAAGAGUGUUUGAAGAUCCGCAAUAUCCUUGCCGAGUUCGAGGAGACGUCGGUGUCGAGUCAGAGCCCGUAUGCGCAGUGGGGCCACAAGGAGUUCAACAAGUCACCGGUGGCUAUUGUCGGCACGCGCGAGUACAUUUUCUCGGAGAAUAUUGGUAUUUUGGGAGAUAUCGCUGCUGGAAAGGAACAGACGUUCGGUACGCUUACGGCGCGCGCGCUCGCGUGGAUCGGCGGCAAGCUGCAUUAUGGACAUCCUGAUUUCCUGAACGCGACGUUCAUGAAUACGCGUGGAGGUGUAUCCAAGGCACAGAAAGGUCUGCAUCUGAAUGAGGAUAUUUUCGCUGGUAUGAACGCGUUUGGACGCGGUGGACGUAUCAAGCAUUCCGAGUACUACCAGUGCGGUAAAGGACGUGAUCUCGGCUUUGGCACGAUUCUGAAUUUCCAGACUAAGAUUGGUACGGGAAUGGGAGAGCAGAUGCUCAGUCGGGAGUAUUACUAUCUGGGAACGCAGUUGCCUAUUGAUCGCUUCCUGACAUUCUAUUAUGGCCAUCCUGGAUUCCAUGUUAACAAUAUUUUGGUCAUUUACUCGAUUCAGGUGUUUAUGGUGACUUUGCUCUUUAUCGGUACUCUCAACAAGCAGUUGUCAAUUUGUAAAAUAAACAGUCAAGGAACGGUUCUUGCUGGACAACCCGGAUGCUACAACCUUAUCCCAGUGUUUGACUGGAUCAGACGUAGUAUUGUUUCCAUUUUCUUGGUCUUCUUCAUCGCCUUCCUUCCUCUCUUCUUGCAAGAGCUUACUGAAAGAGGUUCGGGCAAGGCAUUGGUCCGCCUGGGCAAACAUUUCUUGUCUCUCUCUCCGCUGUUCGAAGUGUUCUCCACCCAGAUCUAUUCUAAUUCUAUUUUGAGUAAUUUGACUUUCGGUGGUGCUCGCUACAUCGCCACCGGUCGUGGAUUCGCGACUAGUCGCAUCUCUUUCAGCAUCCUUUACUCCCGCUUUGCUGGUCCUAGUAUAUACAUGGGCAUGCGUAACCUCCUCCUGUUGCUGUAUGCUACCAUGUCUAUUUGGAUCCCCCAUCUCAUCUACUUCUGGCUCUCUGUCCUUUCUCUGUGCAUUGCGCCAUUUUUGUUCAACCCUCAUCAGUUCUCAUAUGCCGACUUUAUCAUUGACUACCGUGAAUUCUUGCGAUGGAUGUCGCGCGGUAACUCGAGGACCAAGGCGAGCAGCUGGUACGGAUAUUGCAGGCUCUCAAGAACGAUGAUUACCGGUUACAAGAAGAAGAAGCUUGGUCACCCAUCUGAAAAGCUCUCGGGCGAUAUGCCUCGCGCGACAUGGCGGACCGUCAUCUUCUCGGAAAUCAUCAUACCUAUUUGCGUCGCGUGCAUCUUCGUCAUUGCGUACAUGUUCGUCAAGUCGUUCCCUGAUAAGGACGGCAACCAGAACCCUAGCCCGCUUAUCCGUAUUGGUGUCAUUGCUAUUGGACCUAUGGUUUGGAAUGCGGCAAUGUUGGUUAUGUAUUUCUUCAUCUCGCUGUUCUUGGGCCCGAUGAUGGAGUCCUGGGCCAAGUUUGGAUCUGUAAUGGCUACGUUGGCGCACGUUACAAGUUUGGUUGGUUUGGUUGCUUUCUUCGAGUUCUUCUGGUUCCUCGAGCUUUGGGACGCGUCGCAUGCCGUGCUGGGAGUUAUCGCUAUCAUCGCCAUCCAACGAGCCAUUCAGAAGAUCCUGAUCGCCGUGUUCCUGACACGUGAAUUCAAGCACGACGAAACCAAUCGUGCGUGGUGGACGGGUAAAUGGUACGGACGUGGACUUGGAAACUCGGCCAUGUCUCAGCCUGCUCGUGAAUUCAUCGUCAAGAUUGUGGAGAUGUCCUUGUGGACAUCUGACUUCCUCCUGGGACAUGUUUUGCUUAUUAUCUUGACACCGCCUGUGCUGAUUCCGUAUGCGAAUACUCUGCACUCGACUAUGUUGUUCUGGCUGCGCCCUUCGAAGCAGAUCCGCCCACCCCUCUUUUCGACCAAGCAAAAGAGACAGAGACGAUGGAUUGUUGUCAAGUACACAAUCAUUUACAUCUUCAUGGUUGCUUUGCUCGCUUCGUUGAUUGUUUUGCCUGCGCUCUUCCGGGACCGUAUCACAUUCGACUGCUCUCUCUGCAGGAAUAUCUAA